UGGAGACGCAGCUACUGUGCCACAGCACCUAUAGGAUUAAAUAAACUCUAGGUUUGUUAUACAUCUAUGAAAACUGUUUGCAUUCCAAAACCAAGACAUAUAAAAUGGACUGCUCAUGAAGGAUAUUUAAGGACUUUCUGUGAUUUCUUUUUUGAACAUCAUCAUAUGGUGUUAAUUGUAGAGCAAAGAACAUCAAUUCUACAAAUGCGUAAAAGCAUAUAAGAGCCGCACUUGGCCCGUGGGAGCGGCGCGCACGGGGGCGCAUUUUACGCACGAUGGAGAGUCUGCAGAAAAACGCGAUUUUCUGGUCCUUCAACGACUCGUGGGUGAAUUCCAGCAGGGAAAACGACAGCACGAAGUUGAAUCAAACGACAAACCCUCUGAAGCGUAACGAAGAAGUGGCUAAAGUCGAAGUAACGGUCCUGGUUUUGAUCCUAGUGUGCGCGCUCGCUGGCAACCUGUGCGUGCUUUUGGCUAUCCACACAAGUAAACACGGUCAGUCGCGGAUGUAUUAUUUCAUGAAACACCUGAGCAUUGCUGACCUGGUGGUGGCUAUUUUUCAAGUGCUCCCUCAACUUAUUUGGGACAUUACUUUUCGCUUUUAUGGUCCGGACUUUUUGUGCCGCCUGGUGAAGUACUUGCAGGUGGUCGGCAUGUUUGCGUCCACGUAUAUGUUGGUGCUGAUGUCCGUGGACAGGUGUUUGGCUAUAUGCCAACCACUUCGGUCCCUGCGCCGUCGAAAGGACCGCUUUUACGUGAUCGCAUCGUGGAUUAUGAGCUUGAUUUUCAGCGCGCCACAGGUGUACAUAUUCUCGAUCCGCGAGGUGGCCGACGGAGUGUACGACUGCUGGGGGGAUUUCGUUCAGCCCUGGGGCGCGAAGGCUUACGUCACGUGGAUAAGUCUCACCAUCUACGUCAUUCCCGUGGCCAUCCUAAGUGUGUGUUAUGGCCUGAUAAGUUUUAAAAUAUGGCAAAAUUUUAAGUUGAAGACCCGGCGGCAACAGUGCCUUUCUCUGACCCCGCGCCCAGGUAAAGGCGCUGCGCUCUCACGCGUCAGCAGCGUCAAACUCAUUUCCAAGGCCAAGAUCAGGACUGUGAAAAUGACAUUUGUGAUCGUCCUGGCUUAUAUUAUCUGCUGGACACCGUUUUUCUUCGUUCAGAUGUGGUCUGCUUGGGAUCCAAUGGCUCCAAGAGAAGCCCUGGCAUUUAUCAUUGCCAUGCUUCUGGCCAGCCUCAACAGCUGCUGCAACCCCUGGAUCUACAUGUUUUUCGCAGGUCAUCUCUUUCGGGAUCUAAUGCAGCACUGUAUCGUGACAUCUCAAUGUGGCUGUAAGAGGCAAUGGAGAUCCAGGAACCAUUCGGGCACGGGUGUGAUGCGCAGCACCAGCAGCCAGAAGAGUGUGACACAAACCUCUACCACAUGAGACAAUACACCUGAAGUAUAUGUAACCGUAUAGAGGCCAGAACCACAAGAUAAUAUAAGCUAAGAAAUCACAUCAUUGUUACAGGUAUUAUAAUGUGCAAACCUAAGCAAUGGAGAAUCUUCUGUCCUCUUGAUCUUAAUUUACUCACUGUACACGAAUGCUUGAGUACAACACAACGUGACAUUUUUGGUACGAGCUCUGCUGCACAUUUGCAUAGUUAAUAUAUGCUUUGAGAUCUACCAGAGACAGUUUAAUUUCAGAUUCUUGUAAAGCUUUAUAUCAGAAGUGACUGUUUGGAUGAUAAAGUAGCUAGUUUUGACACUAAAGCUGCAACCGGAAGAUUAUGAUCAGGAUGGUUAAGUAAGACAGCAGUUUUUACCAAGUUUUUAUGUUUAAUCAACUCAGAUUUACAAGGCAUUUCCACUUACUAUUAGGCAUGAGCCGGUAUAAGAUUGGCGGUAUGAUAACCUCUAGCAAAAAUACCGUGAAUACAUUUCACUGUGUUGUGGCAUUGCCAUUGCAACACUUAAAUUUCUUAUUUUCAAAUGCCAGGUAAAAAUAAAGCCUUUAAAUUAUAAUAUGCUUUAAAAAAUAUAUAAUAUGUACGUAAUGUAUAUUAAAUAUAAAGAUCAAAUCAAUCACGUGACUUUUCUAUAUACACAGCUCAUACCUUGGAGACGGUAUCACAGAACAUUUGAGUGGUUUUGAAACCUUGACUGUUUAAAACCUCUGUAUGGUUUGAAACCGGUAACGUGCUCAUGCCUAGUUAAUAUUAUUUAACUUGACUAGAGAUGAGUAAUUUUUUUUCUUUUUUUAACUUAUAAAAUUAGCUGAAAUAUGUCAACUUCAUUUUAUAAGUUGUAGCAACUCUUGUCAAGAUAAAUAAUAGUAAGUUAAAAUGCCUUGUAAAUCUUCUGUUAUUAUAACUACUGUAUUUAUAAACUAUCUGCCAUCCAAGCUUGUAUUAUAUGAAGUAACGAAUGACACUAUAAGUACAAAUGAAAGUACAAAUAUCAGCACUUCUUCACACUGUCAUUAUCUAAUUUAUGAGCUCAAAAUAAAAUGUUUACUAUUUUCUGAAUGAAAGCACAUUGACAGACGUUCAAGGUCCAAACAGGCCAAAAUGCUCUCAUUGGUUAAGAAACAUUUCUCGAAAUACUGGAGGAAUAAACAUUAGGGUCGAUUUUUAAUGCAUUUUAAUUUAAGCAUAACUUAUUUAGCAUGAUUUUAUAGUACAGUUGUUUUUGUUUAACUACACCAGUUCUAUGUAAAGAUAAUAUUGCACACAGCGGUUUAGAAAGGAUGUCACUUGAUUCACUUUAAAUAAAUGUAAUCUUAUUCAAAUGUGUUCUAAUUAAGGCAUUUAAAGUAUGUGAAUAUGAUAAUUCAUGGUGAAAAAUUACAAUGUAUAUAUCCCAUUGUUUCUCAUAUGAUUAAUGAAUUUGAAUAUCACACGCUGGCAAAACAAUGCUACAAAUUGAUAUGGAUGUUCAAAACCAACAGGGGUAAAUAAUGCCAAAGCUUUCUCCCUUACCUAUGAGAAGUGAGCAAAUACGAAUGUCUGACCAUGAAUCAAAUAGUUUUUUUUUUUUUAAG
Paramisgurnus dabryanus is the source of this 3020-nucleotide messenger RNA. RefSeq names its product oxytocin receptor b (gene oxtrb). Gene Ontology annotation, biological process: G protein-coupled receptor signaling pathway; positive regulation of vasoconstriction; regulation of systemic arterial blood pressure by vasopressin. The record is from RefSeq and is a predicted model, not a curated record. Gene Ontology annotation, molecular function: peptide binding; oxytocin receptor activity; vasopressin receptor activity. Gene Ontology annotation, cellular component: plasma membrane. Lineage: Eukaryota; Metazoa; Chordata; Actinopteri; Cypriniformes; Cobitidae.